ACAGACUAUUUUCAUGAUCAUGGGAGGUGUGAGAGAAUUGCUGCUCUUUGUGGUGACUGUGGGGGUUGUGAAAGUUUCUUGUUACCCUGUUGGAAAGUCCCAGAAGCUAGAGCAAGUCUCUCUGCAGAGGAGACUUGGAGAGCUGUCAUCAAAUGACGUCUCCGUUGUGCAUGCCCUGGCCUUGCUCCGAUCCAUAGGGUCUGACGCUAAACAAGACAGAAGAGUAUUUCGAGACUAAUGACGUAGAAUCCCAAGCUUCUCCAAACCAUGGUAGCUCUCUGGCAAAUGAUAACCUGUCCUCUGACGACGCUGCCACUGGCCCGUCUGACGACGCUACCUCUGAAGCUGCCACUGGCCCGUCUGACGACGCUACCUCUGAAGCUGCCACUGGCCCGUCUGACGACGCUACCUCUGAAGCUGCCACUGGCCCGUCUGACGACGCGGCCUCUGAAGCUGCCGCGACCGGCCCGUCUGACGA
Salvelinus fontinalis (brook trout) is the source of this 478-nucleotide messenger RNA. Its product is annotated as polysialoglycoprotein-like. The record is from RefSeq and is a predicted model, not a curated record. The transcript has 4 exons. The coding region runs from base 14 to 238 and encodes 74 amino acids. NCBI's taxonomy places the organism in Eukaryota, Metazoa, Chordata, Actinopteri, Salmoniformes, Salmonidae.